AUGACAAAGUUUGACCCUGCGGCCGUUAACUGUAGACUCACCAAGGCGCGGCUAACGUCUGCAGAGAUAUUCUGGCGCGGCAUUCAACCCUGGUUGGUUGACCAAGGCUACGAGCUUCGAAAGCGCUACAGGCCAGAUUGGGUUCCUAGCUGGCUGAAGUAUGAUUCAUCUCCAGACCGAUAUGAGGAUGGACAGGUGCUUCCUUACGACCAGAUUAUCGACGCUGUCAAACUUUCGGACGGAUCAAGAGUGGUUUUGAAAAGAAUCAAGAGGACGUCGCGGUCAAACGAGCACAACAUGCUGAUGUUCUUUGGGACGGGGUCCCUAGCAUCUAGUUCUCGCAAUCACUGCGUACCGGUGCUGGCCACGUUGUACCCGCCGAGCGAGAGGAGCUGGAUUAUUGUUGUGAUGCCAUUGUUGCGUGAGUAUGAUUCUCCACGGUUUGAUACUGUGGGAGAGGCCGUCGAGUGCUUUAGGCAAAUAUUUGAGGGGCUUGAUUUUAUGCAUAAGCAAGGAGUUGCCCACCGGGAUAUAUGCAUCGAAAACAUCAUGGUCGACGCGCGUGAUCUUUACCCGAAAGGCUAUCACUUCGUCCGAAAGAAUGAGUCAGUUGAUCUAAAAGGACGCGCUCGGUAUCGCACACGAACGCAGAAACCAGCGAAAUACUACAUAGUUGGAUAUGAACAAGCUCAACAUUGCGAUCUGGAUAAAUUUACAGAGAAACUGGACCCAGUUCGGUACAGACUAGAGAGUCCAACAUCUCAUUUUCUUUUGGACUCGGAGGAUACCCCAGACCCAUUCGCCACGGACGUCUUUUAUAUCGGAAAUCUGAUCAGAUACUACUUUUUAGAUGGUCACUCAAUUCCAAAUGUAACCCGUAAACGCAAAGGAAGCUUUGAAUUCAUGCGACCUUUGAUCAUGGCAAUGACCCAAGAGGACUACACAAAGAGGCCUACCAUGAGCCAAGUGAACCGUGCAUUCGAAAUUCUUGUCCAGGGUCUCAGCGAGCUCACACUCAGGUCUCGCUUUUCUCGACCACAAGACGGGGUCCUUUCUGCUGUCGUAUAUGGCGUUCCACACUGGCUGCGGAAGAUAUCUUUUGCUGUUCGACGAGUUCCUUCUCUUCCUAAGCCGCGCAUGGACAAAGUUUUGAAGCAAGAUAAGAAGGAUGCUCUCGACGCUAUCAUGGUCAACCUAGCUCCUUCAUCUGUAUCUAGCUUUAAGCCUGUAACACGAUGA
Messenger RNA from Psilocybe cubensis, 1239 nucleotides. RefSeq lists its product as uncharacterized. NCBI's taxonomy places the organism in Eukaryota, Fungi, Basidiomycota, Agaricomycetes, Agaricales, Agrocybaceae. Gene Ontology annotation, biological process: protein phosphorylation. The transcript has 5 exons. The record is from RefSeq and is a predicted model, not a curated record. The coding region runs from base 1 to 1239 and encodes 412 amino acids. Gene Ontology annotation, molecular function: ATP binding; protein kinase activity.